UAUUUAAAUUUCUUUUAGUUUCAGUUUUUCAUAUUCAAAGCAUACUUAAAUGUACAUUUACCACUUACCGUUUAUCAAUCAUUCCUGAUUUAACUUUCUUAUAUUCUUUUGUGGGAAAAGCAUAAAAAAAGUGCGCUCUUUCGUAGGCUGCAUCUAUUUGUGCUUCUUGUGUUCGUAAUAGUAAGACAGUUUAAGUGACAAUGAACAAGAAUCUCACAGAUAUUUGUAUUUACAAAAGUAUAGAAGAUGUUCAAUCUAAGAAAUUUAUAUACAAUAAGUUGUUGCCUUAUGCAGAUGAAGUAGAGACAGAAACACAGGUUUUAUUAGCCGAAAUUAAAGCAAAUUUAGGGCGUGCUGUUAUGUUUAAUGAAAUAUGGCCAGGCUGCUAUGUAUGGGUUAAUAAAUUAGGCCAUUAUAUAAACAUGUAUGGAUUUAACUUCAGCAAAGAAGAUCACAUCUUGCUUAUAAAGUUAUUAUAUGAACUGGUUACAGUUUCAGAAAUGCCUACAGCUUCUACAUUUCAGUGUCUUGUUGCAUUACUAGUGUUGUUAAAAAAGAAGAAAUUUAUAUCUCCUGAUGAAUUGGAACUGCCAUGGCGACCUCUUUAUAAUAUGAUUCUUCGUAUAAUGAAAGCAAAAGAAAAUCGUCCUGAAAUGUACCAUAUUUGUCAUCUUUUUGAAAAUACAACAGAAUCACUUAUUAUAUAUGCAAAAGUUUAUUUUCCUUUAAGUGCAACACAGGAGAUAUUAGAUGAAUUAAGACCAACUUUAUGCCUCACUGAUGUCAUAAAAAUGUCUGAAAGUAUACAACUAUUACGGUGGUUUUUACCAGUACAAUUGCCUCCAAAAUACCAUUCAAUUGGAUAUCAACUAUGGUUUGAAGAAUUUAUGAAAAUAUGGGAAAUAUGUCACAAUGCACCAACAUGGGAAAAUAAAAUGAUGGACUUAAUGGCAGCAGUAGCUAAUUAUAACAUUGGAUAUAUUAAUUGGGAACCUUAUAUACCAUUGAUGUUCACUAGAUUUAUACGGUGCUUAAAAUUACCAGUAUCAUAUAAUAAAAUACAAAGACAUCAUGAAAUAGAUGCAAGUUCUAUAACAAUAUGGAUAGUAGCAGUUCUGGGAAAUGGUUCAAGUGCUCAAACAUAUCUUGAUAAGUUUUUAAAAACGAUAGAAACAUAUUUUCAUCCUGCUAAUAAUGGUUACUGGUUGAGUAUAUUAAAAGAGAUUCUUAUGAAGCUUUCAUUUUAUUUUAUUUCGCGUUUGCACAAAGAAAGGUAUGCUGAGCCAACUUGGGAAACUCCCAUUCCUGAAGAGUAUAAAUUAACUGAUAGUCAUGUUGAUGCAUUUGUCAAAAGUAUGUUGCCAGUAACUAUGGCAUCAAUAUUUAAUAAAUUAAGUGUUAAUCAUGCAUCACAAGCUUUACAAUAUCUUGCUACUAUGAGGCCCAAUUUGGUUAUUCCAUAUGUUUUGGAUAGAGUGUCUUCUACAUUGGAUUCUCUCACAAUAGAAUCAUAUAAAUUGAUUGCUACAUUAAAUUGUAUGGAAGCUAUAGCUAGGCCAAUGGCAGAAGGGUCUAAAAAUGUAAAUACAGACUAUACAUACCCAGAAGGACCAAGACAUAUUUUACCACUACUUUCUCUGCUUCUAUCUAGCAUUGAUCCAAAUAAUCCAGAAAAGUGCUUUUUAGCUUUCCGUCUUAUCUCAGUUUAUGCCUGUUUCAUACCUAUUGUGGAUACUUCUAAACCAAUCACAACAAUAGAUGAAGAAAAUAGAUUAGAUUAUGAAACAGCGUCUGGAUUUGAAGAUUUUGUUUUACAAUUUUUGGACAAGAUAUUUUCUUUCAUAGAUCACAGUUCUCUAGAAUUAGUUAGAUUAGAAAAUUCUGCUGGUGGCGAGAAAAGUAAAUUAGAAAAGGUCACAGAAACCGUUCUGUAUAAUGUGUGCAUGAUCCUGUUAAUGUAUAUUAAUGAUGCAAUAUUUAAAAAGGCUUUAGAUAAAUUAUGCACAUUUAUAACUGAACGUACACUCGAAAUUAAAGUUGCUGGGCAGUUGGCAGCUGGUUUGUGUCGAGUAUUUGCCCAAGUUAAUGGCAAAGAAACUUUGAGAACAUUAUUGCCUGUACUUUCACAAACUAUCUUAGAUAUCACGGGCGAAAGUAAUGAUAUUAUUAAGGAAGAACAUGUGGAUGAUCGUCUUUUAUAUGCAAUGUUGCUUUUAUCUGCAACUGUUACUACAACAGGGAACAAUUUACUACCUUAUAUAGAUACACUCACAACAGUUCUUGACCGUGUAGUGAUUUUAAACUCUAGAGAAGGAAACAAUUUAGCUUGUACAUUAUUAAGAUCAGUCCUUCAUUCAUUAUCUACUAUGGUACCAUAUCACUUUACAUCUACUGAUGAAAUAAAGUACUGGGGUCAAGUUCUGGAUAUUAAUAGCUUAGAUGUCAAAUGGUACAUUCCUGAUGAGAAAGAAAUGGCUGCAAUAAAUCGAAUAUUUUUAAGAUAUCUUAUUCCUGAAACAAGUAAAUUAAAGACAUAUUGUAAACGCUUGACCACAUUAAGGAGAGAAGAGUUACUGACUAGCUUAAAUAUUGUAAGCAGCAUUAUUGAAGGUUGUGAAUCUGUUUUACCUAUAUAUGAAGGAAAACCAUUAGAUUUAGUGAAAUCGUCUUUAAAAUGGCAACCUUUCAGGCCAACACUUGGCCUGAAACAUGAAAUAUUAAUGCCUAAUGGUAGUAACGUUAAACGUUACAUUGGAACACUUAUGUAUAAAUUGCAAAGUAUAAUACUUGAAAAUACAGAGGGUGAUACAAAAAGUUUAUUUGUUUUGAUAAAGAUUUGGGGCUAUCUCUUAUUAGGACCUGCAUCUGUUUCAACUAAUGUUUUAAAUUAUAGAAAUAUAAAAAGAGCACACAGAAUGAUGAAGGAUAUGUUAGUAAGAAAAAAGGGAAUAAUGGGAUCCUUUGUAUUACUAUGUGCAGAAGUUCAACACAAAACUCGAUCAUAUUUACAGUUUUUUAAUUUAACUGAAGCUCAUAGAAAAAUAAUGUUAAAAUUAUUUAGAUUGGCUACUAGUAGGUACUCUGACGUGCGAUGUCAAGCUCAACGCGUCCUUUUUCGGGCUUUCCAUCAUUUGACGUUGUCAUCUAGAAUCAUUAUUCCAAAAUUACUUGAAAUAUUGAGGGCGGAUCCGGAAGCAGAUCAUGAUGCGUAUAAGGGAGCUCUGAAUAUUUUAAUUGAUUCUCAAGAAACAAUUAUCGAACAUGAUUGGAAUAAACUGAGAGAUUUAUGGACAACUUUGGUACUUUCUAAACCAUGUGAGAAAUUAUCUAUAAUUCGCUUGAAAGAAGAUGUUGUGAAAUAUAUAAGUAAACAAUUUACAACGAUCGCUAUUACGUCUGAAAUACCGAAUACAUGUUUGGAAAUUGCAACAGCUUUAUGGAAGACUAGUCCUGAACCUACUUUACCUCAGCCCACAGAGGAUGAAAUUGUGGAAGGUUCAAAAAUUGCACAAGCAUUUAAUGAAAAUAAUUUGGCAUCUUAUAAUGGUUUAAUAAAUGAUCUCUUAAAUGCCCUUUUGGAAAAAAAUUUACAUUGGCGACAUCGUUUAAUGGCAAUAGACUUUAUUCGACAUUUAGUUCACCCAGAACAAAUUUAUCCACCAAAAGUAGUUCGUUACUUUGUAGGAGCAUUAAUACACGAUUCAUUAAGUGAAAGAAAUAUUGCUCUUCGUGUAGUUAUAUGUAUGUUGCAACAACAAAAAAGAGAACAUCCAAAGAUAACUAUUGAUCCACCAACAUCACCAGAACAAAAUGAAUCAUCAGAAAAUCAAUCUGUGAAGUUCAAACGAGGGCAAAGACCAGACAAUGCUUGGCUCCAAUAUAAUUUCGAAACUCGGCCCUUGACUGCAGAGCAAUGGGAUGAACCCAGAUUUAUUCAUAAGCCAUAUCUAGGAUAUUACACAUGGCCAAAAAAAAUUGAAAUGUAUGCGCCGACACCUCAACAACCAUGUCUAGAUCCAAAUGUACGAAAAUUAACAGAUCAUGAAAAAGAAAUCGAUCUCUUUUUUAACGAUUUGCAAAAUAUAAAAAAACUCAUAAAAUUUUAUAGUCUUGAAACAAAAAAGGACAAUGACAAAUUCAAUUAUUAUAAAUAUCGUCUUUUUAAAGCCCUUUUUCGUAAUCAUGGGAUAGUAUUCCUAAAAAAUUUUCUGCCACAUUUACAUGAGUUGGUGAAGGAUAAACAAGAAAGUAGUCAAAGGUGUGCAGCCGAGAUUAUUGCGGGAAUCAUUAAGGGUUCAAAACAUUGGCCAUUUAAUAUGGUUUGUGAAAUGUGGGAUUCUUUAUUACCAAUUAUAAAACUUGCCUUAAUUAAUAUGACACCAGAAACUCUUGAGGACUGGGUCCUUUGUUUUUCCACAGCUCAACAAUGUAGAGAUCCAAAUAGACAAUACUGGUUACUGGAGCAUUUGAUGGAAGAAAUUUUUGUUAGCGAAUCAGAAUCGUCUUUUAUUGAAUCGGGACGAUUGUUUAUUUUACAAACGACUCUUACUGAACAACUAUGGCGGGUUUUGGAGUUAUUACAACGUUUGUUGAAACGGGUAGAAGAUAGAUUAUUAGCAAAUCCAUUUGAAAACGUGAGAGAACGGUUAAGUUCUGUUUUAGUAACGGUGUUCACAAGUUUAAGGACUUCAAACAAUCAGUCAGCACCGCAAAUACAAGAUUUCUUAAAUAAAAUAGUGCCAAAAUUACAACCUCUUGUAGAUGAAAAUGCAACGAAAUUCAACAAUGAUGUAAAAGAUCUGCCUGCACAUGUAUCUAUUGUUAAAUCGAACGAUCUAAAAGAAAUAGGAAUAAAUGAAGAAGAGAAAGAAAGAGCGAUUCGAUUACUUAAGACAAUUUGUAAAUGGAUUGUAGAUAUGAAUCGUCCAUGGUAUGGUUUACCGCCAGAAUUGUAUCAAAUAUUUCCAAUCAUCUAUCAGAUGGAAAAUUGCGAAACAGACGAAGAAUUGAAACAGUCUUGUACAUCUGCUUUAACAAUAUAUGCACAAGCAUUCACAUUGCCAUGUAAUAUGCCAGUAGCUUUAGAAGCAGUAGAAAAAAUGUCAAAGCAUGUAUCUUGGUGGACAAGAUCUGCUUGUUUGGACUUCCUUCAAGCUUGGGUAUUUUACAACAUGUGUACAUUUUUAAGUAAUCCAUCAUGGGUCAAUUCUGUUAAAGAUAUAGUUUUACGUUUAUUAGAAGAUGAACGAGUUGAAGUAAGAAAAAAUGCUGGCGAAGUACUUAGCGGAUUAGUGCAUUGUAUGUUUAUACCCAAAUUAGAAUCUUUAUUGGAUGAAUUCAAGAAAAAAGCAAACAUUAAAUUAUGUAAAAAAGAAGCUUUGAAUAGUAAUAAGGAAGGAACAAAAAAGAAUCUAAAAGCUGAUGCUUUACGUAUUCGUCAUGCAGCUAUAAUAGGAAUGUGUGCAUUUGUACAAGCUCAUCCAUAUGAUAUACCAAAAUAUGUUCCUCCAAUUUUUGAACAUCUUCGUGCUCAUAUGAAUGAUCCACAACCUAUACCAAUGACAAUUAAAGAGACUUUGGAUGAUUUUAAAAGAACUCAUAAUGGAUGGAGGGGUGUGGAGGAGUAUAUGCAACAUUUCACAGAAGAACAAUUAUCUGUAUUGCAAGAUUUAAUAAUGCCACCAUCCUAUUAUGCCUAACAGAAAGUUAACAUUUUUAUUAUAUAGUAAAGAAUUUUUUAGUAAUAAUAAUAUAAAAGUCGUGUACAUGAUAUUUAACAAAAAAUGUAUUGGUAUUUCGCUGUGAAAAUAUACAAAAUAUAAUAUAAAAUAUA
Molecule: messenger RNA, 5833 nt
Organism: Bombus pyrosoma
Lineage: Eukaryota; Metazoa; Arthropoda; Insecta; Hymenoptera; Apidae
Product: proteasome activator complex subunit 4-like
Exons: 14
Coding region: 201-5699 (1832 amino acids)
Biological process (GO): proteasomal ubiquitin-independent protein catabolic process
Cellular component (GO): nucleus; cytosol
Molecular function (GO): peptidase activator activity; proteasome binding
Source: RefSeq, a predicted model, not a curated record